Molecule: messenger RNA, 806 nt
Organism: Paramecium pentaurelia
Lineage: Eukaryota; Ciliophora; Oligohymenophorea; Peniculida; Parameciidae
Source: the annotation of a GenBank genome assembly
AUGGGUAGUUGCUGUUCUCAUUCUGAAAAUAGAGAGGGUAACCAUCAAGGAGUUCAUCAAUAAUAAAUUAUACCUAGAGUAAUUGGAAGAUAGUAAUAAAAUGGGAAUGUAAUCUAGGAUGUGAAUGAAUAAUAUAAAAUAUACUUUGAUAUAAUAGAAUAACAAUUUAGUGGUAAGGGUUUAAAGAGAACAUAAGCUUAUAAAAGUCAUAUUGAUAUUGGCUAGAUUGAUAGGUUAAGAAAUGUUUUUUGGGGUAAGUAAUGAAUUAUAUAAUUGAUUUAAGAAACCAGAGUUGAGGGAAAACAAGAGAUUUGGUAGAUUUUAAGGUCGAUAAUAAAUGAGGAAGAGGGUAUUGGGAUAAAAGUAUAUUAGAAACUGCUCGAUUAUUAGUACAAGAGGCUGAAUUAAAACCAAUAAAGGAUUCCUUAUAACAUGUAUAUGAUAAAUUGGGACAAAAAUAUGAUGUACCAAUAUUUUGCAUAAAUGAUCCAAUAGAGUACUCAAAUGAGAAAUUUGAGGAUAGAGGUUUAAUUUAAAAUUACAGUAAUGAAUCUUUAAAAUUAAUAAUUCGAAGUGCCAAUCUCAAUGGUAAGGAUAUUGUAGUAGAAUGUAAGCAGAAUUAAAGUGUUAUUGAUUUGAAAGAAAUAAUAAAUGUUGAAUUAAAGAAGGAAAAUCAAAUUUAAUUUGAAUCCAUGAAAUUAUUUUACAAAGGAAAAGAUAUGCAAGAUAAUUAUCAAGUUGGAAGAUACAAUUUAAAUAAAGAAGCUAUAAUAACUGCAUAUCUGAAAAUACUGCCAAAGACAUGA